This is a messenger RNA of Triticum aestivum (bread wheat), 803 nucleotides long. RefSeq names its product protein TsetseEP. Lineage: Eukaryota; Viridiplantae; Streptophyta; Magnoliopsida; Poales; Poaceae. The coding region runs from base 36 to 662 and encodes 208 amino acids. The transcript has a single exon. The record is from RefSeq and is a predicted model, not a curated record.
UCUCCCACUGCAUACCAUCACGAUAGUUGCGAGACAUGGCGAUGUGUUGCCACUCUUCCUGUAGCCUCAUAUGCAUCGUCUUCCUCCUCGUUUUUGUUGCUGUGGCAGCGGAGGGUGCAGGAUAUGUGCAGGCGCGGCAGCGGAAAUUACAGCAGGUGCCGGCACCACCGCCAGUGCCGCUGCCAAAUCCUAACCCGCAGCCUGACCCAUACCCACAACCUUUGCCUAUGCCAGACCCAAAUCCACAGCCAUUACCGCAGCCUUUACCGCAACCACUGCCAGGCCCAAACCCGCAGCCACAACCAUUACCUCAGCCUCUGCCGCGCCCAAACCUGCAGCCACAACCUCAGCCACAACCGUUGCCUGACGCAAACCCACAGCCACCGCCAUUACCACAACCUCUGCCACAACCACAACCGGGCCCAAACGCACAACCUCUACCACAACCACUGCCGGGCCCAAACCCACAGCCACUGCCUCAACCAGACAUCCAAGGCUCAUAUCCGCAGGUACAACCGUUGCCAGAUUCAAACACGCCUGGACGACAAAAUAACGCACUACAGGGACCGCAACCACUUGGUGCAGCCUCAACUUUAUAUUCGCGUGGUGCUACAUAUAAACAGAUACUUUUCAUGGGUUUACUGUUGUACUAUUUUGUUUAGAUAAAGCGAUGCUACUUCAUGUAAAUAAAUCUACCAUUUUGUAAACUUUGUAUCUAAAGUGAUGUAUCGGUCUGGUAUGAUCUUUGUGUAUUUACAUUUGUACUACUUAUAUACUAUAUGCAAUAAACUUUUAUAUGAUUC